AUGAGUUUUCUAAACAAAGUUGUUUUAAUCACCGGAGCCAGCUCUGGUAUCGGUGCAGCAGCGGCCGUAGAAUUCGCGAAAGUUGGAGCCAAAGUUGCCAUUGUUGGAAGAAAUGUAGAAAAACUUCACAAAGUAUCCGAAUUGUGCAUUAAAAAUGGAUCUAAACCAUUGGUCAUCAACGCUGAUCUUGGUAACGAUGAAGAAUGUAAAAAAAUAAUUGAUCUUGUGAUAAAAGAAUUUGGUAAACUUGAUGUACUAGUAAACAAUGCUGGUUUUCUACAUUAUGGAUCCAUUUUAGAAGGUAAUAUUCUAGAAGGUUACGAUAAAACAAUGAGAAUUAACGUACGUGCGCACGUUCACAUGACAUCGCUUGCUGCACCUUACUUGGUUAAGUCCAAAGGAAAUAUUAUUAAUAUAUCAAGCGUAGCUGCAACAAGUACAACAAGUUUAAAAGGUCGGACUCCAUACUUUGUAUCAAAAGCUGCUUUAAACCACUUUACUCGAUGUUGUGCCAAGGAACUGGCAAGCGACGGUGUAAGAGUCAAUACAAUUAGUCCCGGUCCAGUAAAAACUGACUUUUUUGACAAUUCAGGUCUGGAUGACAUUGACAUAGACAGCUUUGCAGGUAUGAUGCCGCUUAAAAGGGUAUCAGAGUCAGUAGAAGUAGCUGAUAUGAUUAUUUUCUUAGCUAGUGACCGAGCUGUUGGUAUUACUGGUUCGGAAUUUGUUGUCGAUAAUGGAUAUUUAUUAAGGGUAUAA
Molecule: messenger RNA, 759 nt
Organism: Pieris macdunnoughi
Lineage: Eukaryota; Metazoa; Arthropoda; Insecta; Lepidoptera; Pieridae
Source: the annotation of a GenBank genome assembly